Dothidotthia symphoricarpi CBS 119687 is the source of this 3633-nucleotide messenger RNA. RefSeq names its product HSP70-domain-containing protein. The transcript has 2 exons. Gene Ontology annotation, biological process: protein phosphorylation; protein refolding; cellular response to unfolded protein. Bases 1 to 3633 code for a protein of 1210 amino acids. Gene Ontology annotation, molecular function: ATP binding; ATP hydrolysis activity; heat shock protein binding. The record is from RefSeq and is a predicted model, not a curated record. NCBI's taxonomy places the organism in Eukaryota, Fungi, Ascomycota, Dothideomycetes, Pleosporales, Dothidotthiaceae. Gene Ontology annotation, cellular component: cytoplasm.
AUGGGGCCAAGCGGUUUUGGAGAUGGUACCGGCUAUAGCAUUGGGAUCGAUCUGGGAACGGCAAGAAUCUGUACCGCCGUCUUCAGAAAUGACAGGGCCGAAAUCGUUCCACACGAGGGCCAGUCAUUCAUGCCAUGUUAUGUUGCUUUCACGAAGACCGGUCGCCUAAUCGGAGCGGCAGCUAAGAACCAGGCUAGCGCCAAUCCGACGAAUACCCUCUUUGGUGCCCUCAGGUUCAUUGGAAGGAAAUACGACGAUCCCGAAACCCAACAGAUGAUCAAAGGUUUUCCAUUCCGAGUUGCACGAGAUGCAAGCGGUAGUCCCACGUUUGUUGUUCAGCACCGCGGCGGCGUACUGACCAUGACCGCAAUGGAGGUGCUGUCCAUAUUGCUGAGUAGAGUCAGAAGAGAUGCCCAACGUUACUUGGGUAACUAUCCGAUGAGUGCAGUCAUCACUGUUCCAGCUUCGUUCAGUUCUAUUCAACGUCAUGCGGUGAGCAAUGCUGCCAUGAUAGCUGACAUCAAGCCCCUUCGCUUACUCGGCUCCGCUGUUGGUGCUUGUUUGGAUUACAUGAUAAAACAGCAGCCGGUUGAUAAAACAAACAUCUUAAUUGCAGAUUUCGGCGCCGGGAGUAUGGAUGUAGCUAUCGCCACCCUCGAACAUGGCGUAGUGGAGAUUCAGGCCAUCGCCGGAGCUAACGAUGUAGGAGGAGAUGAUAUUGAUACCUGCUUGGUUCGCUAUGCAGCCAAUGUCUUCAAACGUGAAACAUCCUCCGAUCUCACUAGAGAUUCUCGAGCGCUUCGUAGAUUGCGUACUGCAUGUGAAAAGGCGAAACAAGAGCUGUCGUCGCAGACACAGACCACUGUAUAUAUCGACCAGUUGUGCGACGGACACGAUUUUGUUUGGACUCUCACACGGCAAAGCCUAGAAGAAUGUUUUAGCGACCCUCUGCGAGCCUGUCUUGUGCCGAUUAAGCAAGCAUUGAAAGACGCUGGUAUCGAGAAAUCAAGGAUCCACGUGGCGAUCGUAAUUGGAGGCUCUUCGAGGACACCUCAGCUGCAACACCGUGUGUCCGAAUUGUUAAACUUCAUGGAUAUUGCCAAGUGUCUCAAUCCAGACGAGACUGCAGCGAGAGGUGUCGCAUUCGAAGCGGCAAUUCUGUCCGGCGACCUUUCCUCGCGAUCCACAGCCGAGACGCUUCUUGUUGAUGUCGUGCCGUUCACGAUUGGUAUUGGGACAAGAGAGGGAAUCAUAUCUCCACUUCUCCAACGGAAUACUAGCAUUCCCACAAAAAAGGCGGAUACCUUCACUCUCACAGAGGAUGACAAGAAUAACAAAAGCUUCUUUGUGUCAGUUUUUGAAGGGGAGUCCGCGCACACGAUGUAUAACAUGUGUCUGGGAAAGUCAGUGGUACCUCUUUCACAUCUUUGGGACAACGUCCCGCAGAUGGUGGUAACCGUGGACUGUGAUCAAGAUAACGAGUUUGAGAUCCACGUCCUGGACAAAGCAACCGGCGUCAGAAUACAAGUACCUUGCCUGGACACUGAUCGACUGUCAAUGGAAGACCUGGUGCUAUUGAAGGCGAAAGCUGCGGGCUUCAACAUCGCUGAUGAGACUGAAGAGAGACGUAUAGAGGCGAAGAAUGCAGCAGAAGGGUACGUAUUUGCUUUGCUAGAUCGAUUAGGCUCGCAACCCCAGACAGACAUCAUCUGCCGAAAGGUCCAUCUGGCGAACAGACUCUUAGUGUGGCUCGAUGAGAACAAUGACGCCGCGUUUUCGGAGUACACAGCAAAACUCCAUCAAUUGCAGGAAUUCGCAGAAAUUACUGUAGAUUCAGGCACCGAACAGAGACCUGUCGUGGCUGAGCAAAAGGAAACGGAGGAAGUUUUCGAUCACCUUGUGAACAUGGCAGAAAAGCCAAAAAAGACAGGCGCAGAUGAUGUGAGAUCGCAAACAGAAUCCGAAACGGAGGUGAACGAUGAGGAGCGGAGUAACGCGCGCUCGCCUUCAAUGAUUCCGUCAUCUACCGACUUGAGUACUCCUCCAGCUACAGAGGCUAGAAGCGAUAAGAAAUUGGAUGUUCGAUCCAGUUUGGGGUCGUCGCCAGUGGGUAUUACGGUCGAUCUCGAACCACUCGUAGGGAAUGAGGAGCUUGCCGUGGAUACAGCUGUCGAGAAAAUGCAAGAUAUUGCGCAACCAUCACUCGACAAUGACCACAUAUUCUCACAACCCUGCUCGCCUCCUGCACGAGUACCAAGUGUCUCAAAUGUUUCCAACAAGUCAAGCACGCUUCGCUCGGAGACACCUCAAUCUACUGCGAGGGGCAUGUCGGAACUGUUCUCCAAGCCAAAGGUAGAGAGCAUUGUUUACACAGAUGCCGACUUCGUGUGUAUGUCUACCUAUCUGGCCAAUGUCGGCAGACUUUCAUGGAGCAUGGUUCCACGACUAUACACCGUUCUUCGUUUGAUCGAUAAGCUGGAUAUGCUGGACUUCUUCAUCGACCAAGGCAUUACAGACAUCUGGUUUCCAUUUACGCAGAUGUCUCUGCCAAGUGCAAUGUCGCCAACGGCAAAAGCACAUUUUCUUGAACACCAGCACGCGGUUCUGUCCAAGUCAUUGCUGUUUGAAAUAGACUCCAAUCGUACACAUACCCACUUCGGGCAGGGUGAACCCCUUCCCUUUCAAGUUGUCGCAAAGCUUGGAGCUGGAGCUCACGGACAAGUCGACAAAGUCAUGAGUACCGUGAGCUGUCGUGAAUACGCUCGGAAGCUCUUUCGGCGAAGAAGGGGUGUGAGCCAAGACGCUAUCAAAAGCUUUCUUGUUGAGCUACGAGUAUUGAAAAGAGUACAACACCGUCACUGCAUAGAAUUGGUACAAAGUUACACCGACCCUAAAUAUUUCGCACUCAUCAUGGUCCCGGUCGGUCAGUGCGACCUAUACGAAUAUUAUAAACUGGCGCGUGAUUCACCAGACAAACUCUCUCUUCUCCGGAGCUUUUUCGGUUGCCUCAGUAAUGCGUUAGAGUACAUCCACAGCAUCAAGAUUCGUCACCGUGACAUCAAACCACAAAACAUACUAGUGAAGGGUGAUAAAGUUUUCCUCACAGACUUUGGUAUCGCGCUCGACUGGGAACAUCUCUCCCGAUCCACUACAACCGCGGAUUCCGGAAAGACACUUAUCUAUGCUGCUCCCGAGGUAAUGCGUUACCAAAGGCGCAAUUCCUCGGCGGAUGUCUGGUCGCUGGGAUGCGUUUUCUUCGAAAUGGUGACUGUGCUCAAAGGAGAGACAGUAGACGCAAUGCGUGAGUUCUUUACGGAGCGCAGUGGGAGCCGUCACUUUCAUGCAAACGGAUCGAAUCUAGGAAAAUGGGCUAGCACCUUGCGUGGCAAAGGCUCAGCAAAAGACGAUGCAGUGUUCAAAUGGGUUCGGGCUAUGCUUGAUGAAGAAGCGGAGGAUCGGCCAACUGCCGCGACGCUUUAUGCGGAUAUCACUGCUACAUGUGUUUCUCAGCAUGCGUUGUUCUGUGGUUCAUGUUGUUUAGAGGCAGUUGAUUCAAGUGAUGUAGAAGAUGACGAUGACGAUGAGUUGUGGGGCCAGGCGGCGGAGUUGACACUGGGACAUGAGCCAACAUGA